CCUGUGUCCGUGGGUCUUCAUAACUACAAACAGCUCAGCUGUUUGAUGGCAAAGGGAACUGCUACAAAGUCUUCAGCUGUUGACAGACUUGACUUGCUGAGAACGCAGGAUAAAUAUAACUCAGGGGAGCUGAUUCUUACAUAGCCACAACUGCCUGAGUAUCCGAGAGCGGAACGUAUUAGCAUUGGCAGACACAGCAGUGAGACUUUGCACAGGAGAGCAGCACAUUUUAUGCUCCAAACUCUGGCAGUGUGAAAGCGGGAGUCUGCGUGAACCUUUUAUGGUAGUCAGCUUUAUCUGAGCAAAGAAAUACGCUCUCCUCUCUUCUCCACUACUUCCUGUAUGAUCUCAGCAGAUGGACUAAGAGGAACGAGCAACUCAUCUUCACUGGUUCUAUACUGUGGGGGAUGUUCGGCCAAACCAACUGUGGAACAACGACAUUUCUCUCCACUGAGCCUUCCUACCCCGUUCUUGCCUCGAUAACUCCAGUUUCAGGUCGGGAUGAGAUCCCGCAGCAGUGGUGGCGAAUCCCCAUCCCGCGGUCACACUUCCUGCAAUAACAGCCAUGAGGAUGAGAAAGGCAGCAAAAAGAAGAACAAAACCCAACAGCAAAGUAAUGGAGAAAAGACGUUGGUGUUGACAGGUCCUGCAAAGAAACCGCAGAAGCCUUUGGAAGAAGGUGAACGAAGAAAGAAGUUGCUGGAACUCUCCAAGGAUGAUCUUCUGCGCUUACUCAGUGUAAUGGAAGGAGAAAUAGAGGCCCGGGAGGAUGUCAUUCUGCUGCUGAAGUCAGAUAAUAUUAAGCCGGAGUCCCUUGAAGCUUAUUAUGGCCUGGCCGUUCCUGAGAAGAUUUUGCGGACUUUAUCCAGAGAUGCCAGUCACUUCCAGGAGAAGUCUCCGGGGGAGGAUGUAUAUGAGAAGCCCAUGGCAGAGUUGGAGAUGUUGGUGGCGAAGCACAGGGAAACGUACCGGCGAAUGCUGGAGCAGCUGCUCCUGGCUGAGAAGUGCCACCGGCAAACCGUGUACGAGCUGGAGAAUGAGAAGCACAAGCACACCGACUACAUGAACAAGAGUGACGAAUUCACUAACCUCCUGGAGCAGGAUCGAGAGAGGUUGAAGAAACUGCUGGAACAAGAAAAGUGCUACCAAGCUCAAAAGGAGAAGGAGAACAACAGACGGUUAGGCCGGGUGCGAGAGGAGCUGGUGAAGCUGAAGUCAUUUGCACUCAUGCUGGUGGAUGAGAGGCAGAUUCACAUUGAGCAGCUCGGCCAACAAGCCCACAAAGUGCAGGAGCUCGGACAGAAGCUCCGGGAGGAGGAAGAGAAGGUGCGAAGCAGUGAAGAGAGGGCCAGGGAGGAGGCGCAGAAGGUCUUUCGACUGGAGGCGGAACUCGAACACACAUCUGCCAAGUCCGUGCAGGACCUCGACGAGAUGACGACUAAACUAGCUGAUCAGGAGUGUCAGAACCGCCAGUUGCGCCAGAAGCUACCUGCUCUAGUCCACCGGGUUGAGGAGUUGGAGGAAGCCAACAGGGGUCUCCAAAAGGCUGAGGAAGAAUUGCAGGAGCUGCGGGAUAAAAUCAGGCGGGGGGAGUGCGGCAACUCAAGCCUCAUGACCGAGGUGGAGAGCCUACGCAAGCGGCUGCUGGAGAUGGAGGGGAAAGACGAGGAGAUCACCAAGGCGGAGGACCAGGGCAGGGAGCUGAAGAAGAAACUGCAGCAAGAAGAGGUCCAUAGCAGCAGCUUGAAGCUGGAGGUGGAGAAAUUGCAGAAGAGGAUGGUGGAGCUGGAGAAGCUGGAAGGUGCUUUUAACAAGAGCAAAUCCGAAUGCUCCCAAUUGCACGUCAGCCUGGAUAAAGAGAAGGCUCUAAGCAAGGAUCUCUUCAAUGAAUUGGAAACGGUGAAAGCUCAUGUGAAAGACCUGGAAUCUUCAGAGGCAAGGCUGGGAAAGAGCGAAUUCAGCUUGAAAGACGAUCUGACAAAGCUGAAAUCCUUCACGGUGAUGCUGGUGGACCAGAGGAGAGGAGUGGCCGAGAAGCUGAGUCAGGAAGAACAGAAAGUCAACGACCUCAACCAUAAGCUCAAAGAGGAACAAAGCAAAACCACGGAGGUGACUGAGAAGCUGAUUGAAGAGAGCAAGAAGCUUCUGAAAUUGAAGUCGGAGAUGGAAGAGAGGGUGUCCACCUUGCUGGGCGAGAGGCAGGAACUGGUGAUGAAGCUCAAGGGUGAAGAGCAGAGAUCCAUCAAGCUGGAUGUACAGAUGGGCCUGUUGAAGAAGAGGCUUGAGCGAGUGGAAGAGGUUGAGAGCGAGUGUCCUGAGGAAGCCCAGCUGGACGGUCCCAAAAUGAAGGAGCUGGCGCUGGAAGUGGAGCGUUUGAGGUCCCGGCUUCAGCAGCUGGAGGUAGUGGAGGGCGACCUGCUGAAGACCGAGGAUGAAUAUGACCAGCUGGAGCAGAGGUUCAGGAGCGAGCGGGACAAGGCCAACCUGCUGAGCCAGCAGCUAGAUGAGACGAGGGAGCAGGUGGAGCAAGGCGAGGCUGAGUCCCGCAGCCGGCUGCGCUUGGAGGAAGGCCGCAGCCGGGAACUGGUGGCUGAGGUACGGGCCCUGAAGGAAAAGAUCCAGGAGCUCAUGGAGAAAGAGGACCAGUUGUCCCAGCUGCAGGCUGACUACGUCAGACUGAGGAAGAGGUUCCAGCAGGAGGAAGGCCGCAACCAAGACCUUGGCUUGGAAGUAGCCGGCAUGGCCCGGGAACUGGAGCUGUCCAAGCGUUGCAGCCGGGCGCUGAGGCCCAGCAUGGAUGGCCGGCGGAUGGUGGAGGUGCCGCUGACCUCCACGGCCGUGCAGACGGAUGGAGGGAUGGCGGCAGAGCAGGACAAUGCGGCCGUCUUCAUUCGUCAGUCGGUGCAGGAGGAGAACCACCUGAUGAGCCACCUCCGGCAGGAGGGUGUCCUGAAGCGGCCCCCGGCUGUGCUGGAGCGUUACCCACCGGCUGCCGGUGAACUGGGAAGCCCGCGGCGCUCCUGGAUCCCGUGGGCCAAGAGGAGGGAGGGAGGCACGGUCUCUGACUCGCCGCUGGUGGUGUCCGGUAAACAAGGGCAGCCGCUCCGCAUCCGUGUCACCCCCGACCAGGCUGGCGGAGGCACGGCCACGCUGGAGAUCAGCAGCCCGGCGGCUGACGAGUUUGUGCCCACCCUGGGCACUCAGCAACCCCGCAUCACCAUCAUCCCCACCUCCAAGACCUCACCCGAACCCGUCACCCUCACCACCUUCUCUGGGCUCGGCACUCCGCCCGCCCGGCCCAAGCCUUGGUCUCAGGGCCCACCGGACGCUUGUUCAUCCCCCAUCCAGAUAGUCACGGUGAGUGCGGUGAGUGGCUCUGAUGCGCAGGAGCUUGCGGCUCGGGCCGUGUUCAGGGUGAGCCCGGACAAGCUGCAGGGAGUCGGGGCCGGAGCCGGGUCAGGCAUGGCCGGCCGGCGCUACAGCCCCAACAUCAUCACCACCACCGAGGACAACAAGAUCCACAUCCACCUGGGUUCUCUGUACAAGCGACCCGCCGAGCCCCUCAUCACCAUGCGCCCACUGCCCGGCCCGGCCGACGGCAUGGCCACCGUGCUCCGCUCACCCCGCACCUGCGCUUCACCCAGCAAGAUGACCAGCAGCAUCGUGAUCACCCCCGCCAGCACCUCGCCCACCAGGACCACACCAGCAGCGACAGCACAGGAGGGGUCAGCACCUCGACCUGCACCUACUCGCAUCCCCAUGUCAAAAGAGAGCAUCGUCAUUCAUCAGGUGCGGAUAAUAACAUCAACAUGAUGGACGUUCUAACUGGUGGAAGCCUCACGCUGCUGCCUGUGAUUUUUAUUGCACUGUGUUACUACUGCUGGCUGAGUGAAACACCACCCUGGGCUGCAGCCUCCAAGGUCUAGUUUUGUAUGCUACUGAUCACAUUGGGAGUCACUGUAAUCAAAACCUGCAUAAUUUUUUUUGAAGAAAAUGUAUUUUAGUUGAUAUUUAAACAAAUAAUCCAUCAUUGCUCCCAUGCUAGUAAGAAGAGCAAUUGAUGCACUGUGCCAGAAUCUAGCUCUAGAAGUGAUCCACCAAAGAGAAAGUGUAUUUAAAAAAUCUUUUAAAUAUUUGUCCAUGGAAAAUGAUACCAUGGUUUGAAAUCAACAUUGCACAAUGUUCUCCUAUUACUGUGACAGGUUAGUAUCGCUUUUAAACACAAAGAUCUGUUAUUCUAAUAUUAUUUUACAAUGGCCACGUAAUGUAUUUUUUCACUUUCGAUCAACCUUUAUCUUCCAGGGCAUCUUUUGCUAAUUGAUAUGAAUAACUUUGGUUCUGUAAUGGCACCACAGCACCUUUUGUUUACUAAAACAUAUGUCCACCUGCCCUGUAAAUUCUGAAAGCCCUUUUGAAUUUUUAAUAUGAUGACAAUCUAUUGAUUUUCAUGAGCUUUAUUUUUGUUUGAAGUGCACUUCCCAGUUGCAGUGAUGUUUCUGGACUUGGAAGAGUGGUCAGAUUGACUGGUUAACACUGUGCUGCCUGGUUUACUACUUGUAAAGUUAUAAUGUAAAAUAAUCUACAAGAUGUGAUUUUUAUUUUGUAAUUGACUCCAUCAUGGCUAAAAUAUAUCUUUCAAUUACCAAGCCAUGGAUGUGCCUUAUCCUAAGGGAUGGUUUUUAAAUAUGUUACCACCCUAUCACUGUGGUUUUAAAAAUCUGCAGUUAACUCUGUCUGACUCCAAGUGCAAUUACACAUUUUAAACAAUUAAAGUCUGUAUAUUUAAUUGA
This is a messenger RNA of Amblyraja radiata (thorny skate), 4790 nucleotides long. RefSeq names its product filamin-A-interacting protein 1. NCBI's taxonomy places the organism in Eukaryota, Metazoa, Chordata, Chondrichthyes, Rajiformes, Rajidae. The record is from RefSeq and is a predicted model, not a curated record. The transcript has 7 exons. Bases 502 to 3813 code for a protein of 1103 amino acids.